This is a messenger RNA of Lineus longissimus, 1493 nucleotides long. Its product is annotated as thymidine phosphorylase-like. The coding region runs from base 74 to 1399 and encodes 441 amino acids. Gene Ontology annotation, cellular component: cytosol. The record is from RefSeq and is a predicted model, not a curated record. Gene Ontology annotation, molecular function: 1,4-alpha-oligoglucan phosphorylase activity; pyrimidine-nucleoside phosphorylase activity. Lineage: Eukaryota; Metazoa; Nemertea; Pilidiophora; Heteronemertea; Lineidae. The transcript is spliced from 8 exons. Gene Ontology annotation, biological process: pyrimidine nucleobase metabolic process; pyrimidine nucleoside metabolic process.
AGGCCAGGGACCUGAAUGACUGCUGUGAUUUGCUGCGUGAGUGAAUCUGUUUUAGCUCUGGUUGCCAAGAAGCAUGUCUCAUUUCAUCGAUAUCAUACAAAGAAAACGGGAUGGAGGUGCACUCAGUAAGGAGGAUAUCAAGGACUUUGUUAAGGGUAUCAGUGAUGGAGACGCGGACAGGGCUCAACUAGGUGCCCUUCUAAUGGCCAUUAGAUUAAAGGACAUGACCCUUGAGGAAACUAUCCACCUUACGGACGCCAUGGUGCAUUCCGGGGAGACCUUUCAGUGGCCUGAGGAAUGGCAGGGCGUCAUGGUGGACAAGCACAGCACCGGGGGUGUCGGAGAUAAAGUCAGUUUGCCGCUUGUCCCAGCACUGGCUGCGUGUGGACUAAAGGUCCCAAUGAUAUCAGGACGAGGCCUCGGACACACUGGCGGUACCCUGGACAAACUAGAAGCGAUCCCUGGGUUCACCAUUUCGCAAAGCUCCCAAGAGAUCCGUCACAUCCUCGAGACAGUCGGGGGCUGCAUCGUAGGACAGACGGAAAAAAUCGUUCCAGCGGAUAAGAUCAUGUACGCUACAAGACACAUCACUGCCACGAUCGACUGCUUGCCACUGCUAACAUCGUCCAUCAUAUCGAAGAAGAUUGCUGAGAAUCUCUCAGCGCUUGUCCUCGAUACUAAAUUUGGUAAAGGGGCUUUUUUGACUGCCAAAGCAGAUGCAAAGCAGUUAGCACAUAAUAUGGUGGACGUAAGUAAUGGCCUAGGUAUCAAGACGGUAGCAGUUUUAUCAUCCAUGGAUGCCCCGUUAGGGCGUCAUGUUGGGAACGCACUCGAGAUCAAGGAGACAAUACAAUGUCUUCAGGGAAAAGGGCCAACAUCUCUGGAGGAAAUGGUGACACUACAAGGUGGGAUCUUACUGCAUAACACGGGCAGCGCGACAUCAAGAAAAGAAGGGGCAAAGAAGAUACACGACCUCCUUCAUAAUGGAAAGGCUUUAGCAGUGUUUGAGAAGAUGUGCAUAGCUCAGGGAGUGAACGCAAAUGCUGCCAAAAAGCUUUGCCUGGAUCCUUUCUCUGUCAUGAGAAAGGCGAACCAUGUGACAGAUUUCAGGACAAGCGCAGAAGGUUACAUCCACGAGAUUGAUGCAAUGGACAUAGCAAAGGCUUGUGGGGCUCUUGGUGCUGGGAGAUCCAAGGCUGGCGCUCCUAUCAACCAUUCCGUCGGAGUAGAAAUACAGGUCGAAGUAGGCGACAUGGUGGAGAAAGGGCAGACCUGGGUAAAAGUUCAUCACGACGAUGACGACCUUGACACUAAAGUCGCUGACCUUCUAACAAGGUCAUUGGUGAUUAAGCCAGAUGUCAGGCCCGCAUUUAGCCGAGUGGAUGAAAUUAUAGAGUAAUGAAACCGAUGUAGCGCCAAUAAAUCAUAAGCCAUUUUAUAGAACGCAAAUAUAAUUCUCUUGUCUAUUAUUUAUCAUUGUGUGUUUCACACAA